Drosophila teissieri is the source of this 2501-nucleotide messenger RNA. RefSeq lists its product as uncharacterized. The transcript has 5 exons. Gene Ontology annotation, biological process: spermatogenesis. NCBI's taxonomy places the organism in Eukaryota, Metazoa, Arthropoda, Insecta, Diptera, Drosophilidae. The coding region runs from base 107 to 1897 and encodes 596 amino acids. The record is from RefSeq and is a predicted model, not a curated record.
UAGAAGUUUGAAGCGUGGCGGUGCUUUUGACAAUUAGUGCAUAUUAGUGCAUUUUUGUGAAGUAUACAAAGAAGAAUAACUGCAAAAUCACAAACAUUUAUUCAGCAUGGACGAUCGCGGAGUGCUAAGCUUGGUGAAGAAGGUGGUCCACUCGCUGGUGGUGUCCUCACCAGGAAAAAUGACCAUUGAGAAGCUGCUGCGGGAUUACCGCAGCGAAGAGGGCUGCAAUUUGCCCUACAGCAAACUGGGAUUCAAGGACGCCGAAUCCUUCCUCCGAUCCAUUCGGGAUACGGUUACGGUGAUGGGCCACGGACCUAUGGCAUUGAUAACUGCAGUAGCCACUGCCAAAUCGGCGCACAUUCAGAAACUAGUCCAUGACCAGAAGAAGUCCAGGAACCGAGGCUCUCACAAACCCAAGUAUUGCUUCGCCUCCGAGCGAUCCGAUUUGGUCUUCAUCAAUGAAAGUGUCCGUAAAAUAAAUAACAGAAACAUGCGGCCGCCGCCUCAAACUUAUCAGAGGCCCAGCAAUCUGAAUCUUCCUGUUUCGUAUCCCAACUAUAAUCGACUGUUAUAUCCCGCCCACACGCCUGUUGUUUACGCCAAUAUUAACGAAAUGAUCUGCGCCGGACAGCAGCAGGUGCUAUAUAAUCAUCUGCAAUACAACCAUUACCUUCAGUCAUUGAAUAAUCCGUAUGCCUUUCCGCAGAGUACCUCCAGACCCCAAAGGUCAAGCUCUUCGUAUAAAGCCAACUCUGCGCCGUUAAAAGCUAAUAAUUGGUCGCAGAAUGGCCUGAAACAGGAACCCCUAAAAGAGCAAAUCCAUCAGUCACGAAAUGUUCCAAAGCCUGGCCCUUCAACUGAGAAUAAGCAAGUCGAGCUAACUCAGAAAAUAGAGAAAGAAUCCCAGGCAUUGGCCCACGCGUUUGAAAACCUAUCCGUGGACGUUGCUCCCACUGGUCACCAAGAAAAGCCACAGUACGAGAUAUAUGAGACUGAUGAGGAAGAAUUUUUAAAGGACCCCUUCACCUCUGAAAAGGUACAAGAUCCAGAGGAGAAAGAUGAGCCCGUUUCCCAGGAUGUCUCUGAACACCUAUCCAAGUCCACAAUUGAAAAGAAUGCGGUCAAGCCUCUGGAACCCCAGAAGUAUGUCUUUGACUACGCGUCAUCUGACGAUGGGGAAGAUGAAAAUGCCAUUCCUUCUUUUGCUGUGGACGAUCGAGUUCUAGGCGUUGACUAUCCUAUGGAUGCGGUUCGUUCUGAUUUCACAUUGCCUGUUCGCGAUAUCGAGUCCAUUAUCGAGUUACAGCAACGCAUUGAAGUGCAGUUGGUGAGUUUGGUCAAUCCACACAACUUCAACUUCUGGAUAUAUAACGAUGAGUUUAAUAACUACAAGGAACUCUAUGACAAUAUGCAGAUGUUUUAUGAAAGUCUUGACACGGAUAAAUACACAAUGCCACUGUGUUUAAUAAAUACGGAUCAUCUCUGUGUGGUCCGCACUAGCUGCACGGGUGUCUGGGAAAGAGCCAAAGUAGUAGGGUACCGGCCCAGUAACAACGGAAUGACGAUCGAAGUAGAGCUGGUUGACAAAGGGGAGAUAGUCUGCGUGAGCCAACAGUAUGUCAAGUUUCUGCUAAAGCAGUUUGCCACGCUGCCACCGCACUGUUUGGCCGGUCGAUUGGCCUUUAUAGCGCAAUGGAAGGCCCCAAACUGGUCCGCAGCAGCUGUUAACUUCUUCUACAAGAUGGUAUCCUUUCGCAGACUUUACGCCAAGGUGGAAGCCAUUAAGAACAAAACUGCCUAUCUUGUGCUAGUGGAUCCGGAAAGACAUGCACACACUGUCAAUUUAAAUAAGUCGCUCAUAGACUCCGGUUGGGUGCGUCGCUGCAUAAGUUUAUAGACUCUAUUAUAUAGAUAUUUCAAUAAUGACCACUUAUGCGAAUUUAAUGUCCAUUCUUAAUGUUAAGCUCAAUUCAAAUCUUUGUAGUGUCGAUAUUGAAUGUCGAAUGGAUUUUUUAUGUUUUCCAGUAGGACUCUAAUGAAACUCGUUAACGUAUUAUUUUAAGGCAAACGCUGUCCUUCUGCUUUCUUUUUAUUAGUUUACGUGUAAUAAAAUACUAGGUUACAUAAAUCCUUCAACAAGUCGCUGUCCUUCGUCUGAUUUAUGCCCGAAAGUAAAACAAAUAAGGACUCAAAGACGAACCACUUGCAAAAGAGAUCUCGCUCGCAACUAAAAGUGGUAUCUCGAACGGAAAUCUUGAAUCUGAAUGGAAAAUCAUGAUCUCGCCUGGUGGCAGGCCUGCAAUAAAUACUUGAAAUGUAACUGAGGCGCUUUAACAAUUCCCUAUAAAAGACAACAUUGUCUAUGUUUUGUAUAUAUAUGUUGUGUAUAUAGUUGGUUUCUUGUCUGUUCUUAGAUUUUUUUUUUGUUUUUUGUUAUUUUUUGGUGACCGCUGAAACGACGGCACCCUGAGGUUGGUUUUUAAUAUAUUUUUCAUUUUGUU